AUGGACAUCGACAAGGACCUCCCAGCCAUCGAUGACAAGGUCCUCCACAUAUGGAUCAUUGAGAAUCUGAAGAUGGUGCCAGUACCUGAAAGGGCUUACGGUAACUUUUUCGAGGCACACUGCUACAUCGUCCUUCACGUGAGCCAGAGUCCGAAGGCCACACAGGGGACAUCGAGCGACCUGCACUACUGGGUUGGUGAGGCGUCGAGCACGGAGGCGCAGGACGCGGCGUCUACCUUUGUGCAGCGCCUACAGGAGGCGCUGGGUGACAGAACAGUGCAGCACCGCGAGGCGCAGGGGCAUGAGUCUGAGUGUUUCCUGAGCUACUUCCGCCCGGCAAUCAUCUACAGGAAGGGAGGCCUUGCCUCUGGCCUCAAGCACGUGGAGACCAACAUUUACAGCAUCCGGAGACUACUGCAUAUCAAAGGGAGGAAACACGUGUCUGCCACAGAGGUGGAGCUCUCAUGGAGCAGCUUUAACAAGGGCGACAUCUUCCUGCUGGACCUAGGCAAGGUGAUGAUCCAGUGGAAUGGGCCAAAGUCCAGCAUCUCUGAGAAGGCACGGGGGCUAGCCCUGACCUGCAGCCUCCAGGACAAGGAACGUGGUGGUCGUGCACAGGUUGGCGUGGUGGAUGAUGAGGUCAAGGCCCCCAACCUCAUGCAGAUCAUGGAGGCUGUGCUGGGCUGCAGAGUGGGCAGUCUCCAUGCCGCCAUGCCCAACAACAGUAUUAACCAGCUGCAGAAGGCCAAUGUCCGCCUUUACCAUGUCUAUGAGAAGGGUGAGAACCUGGUGGUCCAGGAGUUAGCAACCUGCCCACUGACCCAGGACCUACUGCAGGAGGAGAACUGCUACAUCCUGGACCAGGGUGGCUUCAAGAUCUACAUGUGGCAGGGACGAAGAUCCAGCCUCCAGGAGAAAAAGGCUGCCUUCAGCCGGGCAGUGGGCUUCAUCCAGGCCAAGGGCUACCCGAUCUACACUAAUGUGGAGGUAAUGAACGACGGUGCAGAGUCGGCCGCGUUCAAGCAGCUUUUCCAGACGUGGUCUAAGGACCAGGGCAAGAACAAGAAACUCGGAGGGAUUGGUAAACUGAUACAAGUAAAGCUGGAUGUGGGCAAGCUGCAGAGCCAGCCUGAGCUAGCAGCCCAGCUCAGGAUGGUGGACGAUGGUUCUGGGAAGGUAGAGAUGUGGUGCAUCCAGGACUUGUGCAGGCAGCCGGUGGACCCCAAGCAUUAUGGACAGUUGUAUGCAGGCAAUUGCUACCUUGUCCUCUACACGUAUCAGAAGCUGGGCCGUGUCCAGUACAUCCUGUACCUAUGGCAGGGCCACCAAGCCACCCCUGACAAGAUCAAGGCCCUGAGCUACAACGCCGAGGAGCUGGACCUCAUGUACCAUGGAGCCCUGGUACAGGAGCAUGUGACCAUGGGCAGUGAGCCCCCCCACUUCCUCGCCAUCUUCAAGGGCCAGCUAGUGAUCUUCCAGGGGGGCACAGGGCGCACUGGGAAGGGGCAGCCAGCAUCUGCCACCCGGCUCUUCCACGUGCAAGGCACAGACAGCCACAACACCAAGACCAUGGAGGUACCAGCCCGUGCCUCAUCCCUCAACUCCAGUGACGUAUUCCUCCUGGUCACCGCUGGCAUCUGCUACCUCUGGUUUGGGAAGGGUUGCAGUGGUGACCAGCGUGAGAUGGCACGGAUGGUGGCCACUUUCAUCUCCAGGAAAAACAAGGAAGUAGUGCUGGAGGGUCAAGAGCCUCCCCACUUCUGGGAGGCACUUGGGGGCCCGGCUCCCUACCCCAGCAAUAAGAGGCUCCCCAAGGAGGCCUCCAGCUUCCAGCCAAGACUGUUCGAGUGCUCCAGCCAGAGGGGCUGCCUGGUCCUCACAGAAGUGGUGUUCUUCAGCCAAGAGGACCUGGACAAGUAUGACGUCAUGUUAUUGGACACCUGGGAGGAGAUCUUCCUGUGGCUUGGGGAAGCUGCAAGUGAGUGGAAGAAGGAGGCAGUGGGCUGGGGCCAGGAGUACCUGAAGACCCAUCCAGCAGGGAGAAGCCCAGCCACAACCAUCAUAUUGGUCAAGCAGGGCCUUGAGCCUCCUACCUUCACUGGAUGGUUCCUCGUCUGGGACCCCUACAAGUGGACCGUGCCCAGCCCCACCAACAGCCAGCCCUAUCAGGAAGUGGUGGAGCGAAGCCUGGGAGCAGUGUCUGACAAAAUAAUAGCAGUGAGUACUGGGGCCUCCUGGGCCAUCCCCACCAUGCCUCUCUCUGAGCAGGAUAUCAACAACUUCCGACUGUCCGACUCGCCGGGUGAUGGCACAGUGAGGCCUGUGGCCCUACCGGCUCUCAAGGGCUCCCAAGACAACUCAGAGAAUGAGCUGGAGCUGGGCCCCAAGGCAGGCAGUGCUAGCACCAGUACCAGCACCAGCACCAGCAGCUAUUACAGCAGCCCCAGCUCCAUGAUCAGUGGGGUCCUGCCCCGUGAACAGCUAAUGUACCAGGCUGCUGAGGACCUGCCAGAGGGCGUUGACCCAGCCCACAAGGAGUUCUAUCUCUCAGACUCUGACUUUGAAGAUAUCUUUGGGAAGUCCAAGGAAGAAUUCUAUAGAAUGGCUAAGUGGAAGCAGCAGCAGGAGAAAAAGCAACAUGGUUUCUUCUGA
Molecule: messenger RNA, 2652 nt
Organism: Orycteropus afer afer
Lineage: Eukaryota; Metazoa; Chordata; Mammalia; Tubulidentata; Orycteropodidae
Source: RefSeq, a predicted model, not a curated record